Messenger RNA from Phanerochaete carnosa HHB-10118-sp, 1509 nucleotides. RefSeq lists its product as uncharacterized. Bases 154 to 1110 code for a protein of 318 amino acids. Lineage: Eukaryota; Fungi; Basidiomycota; Agaricomycetes; Polyporales; Phanerochaetaceae. The transcript has a single exon. The record is from RefSeq and is a predicted model, not a curated record.
GCUGCGUUCGAAGAGGUUUAGUUCCUGGCCAACUUGCUACAUAUACCGUACGUGGUAUGUUUCAGUCUCUGCUUACAUUGUCCAUGCUCAGGCUAAAACGACCUCGCGAUGCCAGUAACACCCUACACUAUGCCCCUCGACUCCGUCCACACAAUGUUCGCUCCUAAGAUCUCCCAGCUGUUCUAUCCGCAGGCAGCAAGCCUCAUCGCACUCGCUCCAUCCGAGACCAUCCUCAAACGCACUGCCCUCACGGGCGGUGCAUCCUGGCUCGACAUCUUCCUCCUCGCGCCGGGCAUCCUCUCCCAGCAGGACGCGCCCAAGGUGAACGACAGCGAGUACCCCGCCACGGCCGCCAUGACGACUGGCUACGUCUUCCGCGUCGAGAACCAGGCCACCGUCGGCUACCUCCAGCGCAUCGGCAAGACCGGCCACCUCACGACGCUGCACGUCGAGGAGCGCCCCGACUCGCUGCACAUCGACCCGCUCGCGUCCUUCGCCUACCUCGCCGGCGUCGCCUCGACCGCGUGCGUCGCCGCGGCCCUCGCCAAGCUCGGCGACCACGCCGCCCUCGGCUUCCUCGGCUCCCUCAUCGCCGCCCGCGCGCUCAACGUCGCCGUCCUCAAGCGGCGCGCGCGCAAAGGCUGGAAGGGCAUGCCCGAGCCCGGCACGUACGGCGACCUCAUGGUCCUCGUCAGCCAGGACAAGUGGGUCCGCAUCCGCGGCCUCGUCGACGACCUCAAGACGGUCACCGCCGGGCAGUGGCUCCAGGACAUGUCCGCGCUCGACAGCCUCCUCGCGAGCGCCGCGUCGCUGCUCGUCUACGGCUCCGUCGCCUUCGCCUGGCAGGCGACGCCCCUCGGCAGCGCCCUCACCGCCGGCCUCCUCGCCCUCUCCGCGACCCUCCUCGGCCUCACCAACUCGCUCACGACCAAGCUCAGGAUGUUCGGCUGCGUCGUCGGCGUCACGGACGUGAAGAAGUACGAGAGGCGGCUGUUCAUGGCCCAAGACAUCGUCCGGGAACGCAGAGCGGCAGGCGACUCGAACGUCGACUGGGCGCUAAGGUUGGGGUUGGUCAAGGAUGCGAAGGACCUGGGUGAGGUCAUACUGUAGGGAGGCCUUACUCUUGUCACGAGAGCGCUAUGAUCGCUGUAACGACCUAUUAUGCCCUGGGGUACCCCUUUGCGACUUCAGAAGCCUUUCGACUCCAUUAUGAAACGCCGCUUUUCGUUAUCUUUGUCGUAAUGUACUAACGCCGCGAGUGUUUGGACAUAGAGAUCCGCUAUAAUUUCGCUAAAUAUUCGGCUUGCGUGUAGGUAUUUAUCUUAGGGAGUUGGCAUUCUUUUCAGUUGCCUUGUGUCUAGCAUGUCUUGUAGAUCCCAAUAAUACUCGGCCAGGCAGCGGCCUCAGUGUUCAGCUCCGCGGGAUUAUGCUCCGCAAUUCUCCCCGGGCAGUAGCACACCGCAACGUUCGAGUCAACUAGGAAUCAAACGUCAACGGAGUCGUUCUCGU